Molecule: messenger RNA, 3496 nt
Organism: Gilbertella persicaria
Lineage: Eukaryota; Fungi; Mucoromycota; Mucoromycetes; Mucorales; Choanephoraceae
Product: RNA helicase-domain-containing protein
Exons: 4
Coding region: 45-3311 (1088 amino acids)
Biological process (GO): nuclear-transcribed mRNA catabolic process, nonsense-mediated decay
Cellular component (GO): cytoplasm
Molecular function (GO): ATP binding; RNA binding; zinc ion binding
Source: RefSeq, a predicted model, not a curated record
UUUUUUUUUCUUUUCUUUUUUCUUUUCUUUAACGCACAUUCAAGAUGGACCACUUUGAAGGAGCGUCUCAAGACGAUUUUACCUUUCUAGAAUAUUCAGCAGAUACUCAGUCUUCACAAUACGAAUACAGCGACUUUACUCAGACACCUCAAGAACACCAAGUUGACCCUGACCUUUCUUUAUCUUCACUCAACUUGAAUGACAAAAGAGACGAAGACGAAAACGCCCAAGCUAAUGGUACCACUUCAUUUGUAAACGAUUUCCAAUUUGAAGAUACAGACGAUUUUGGUGAAUUGGUUGUCAACAGGGAAGAGAAAGACUUACCACCUCAUGCCUGUAAAUACUGCGGUAUUCAUUCACCUGCUUCAGUUGUCAAGUGUGUUACAUGCGACCGAUGGUUUUGUAACUCGAGAGGAAACACGUCUGGAUCGCAUAUUGUGAACCAUUUAGUACGCGCCAAACACAAAGAAGUAUCUCUUCAUCCUGAUUCACCUUUAGGAGAUACUGUACUCGAAUGUUAUAAUUGUGGAUGUCGCAAUGUGUUCUUGUUGGGUUUUAUUCCAGCUAAGAGUGAUACUGUGGUUGUCUUGAUUUGCAGACAACCUUGUGCUGCUGUACCUUCAUCCAAAGACAUGAAUUGGGAUACAACACAAUGGAUGCCAUUGAUUGACGAUAGAUGCUUUUUGACUUGGCUUGUCAAGAUUCCUUCAGAUCAAGAACAACUUCGUGCACGCCAAAUUUCAUCUACUCAGAUCAACAAACUCGAAGAAUUAUGGAAAGACAAUGGCGAGGCUACAUUAGAAGAUUUAGAAAAACCAGGCGUUGAUGAUGAACCACACCCUGUGUUGUUGAGAUAUGAAGAUGCUUAUCAAUACCAAAACAUUUUUGGUCCUUUGGUGAUGAUGGAAGCAGACUAUGACAAAAAACUAAAAGAAUCUCAGACUUGCGAUGAUAUUGUUGUGCGCUGGGAUGUCGGUCUAAACCAAAAGAACAUUGCUUGGUUUUAUUUCCCUAAACUGGAGAUGGGUGAAAUCAAAUUGGCUGUAGGUGAUGAACUCUGCCUUCGAUACCGUGGUGAAUUGCAUGAACCAUGGCAUGCUACUGGCCAUGUCAUCAAAAUCCCUAAUAAUGUCAGUGACGAAGUUGCUUUAGAACUCACGCGUGCCAAUAAAGCACCUACAGACUGCACUCACAAUUUCUCAGUUGAUUUUGUCUGGAAAUCCACUUCGUUUGAUCGUAUGCAAUCUGCCAUGAAGACAUUUGCUGUUGAUGAGACAAGUGUGAGUGGAUACAUUUAUCAUCGUCUUUUAGGCCAUGAUGUAGAGCCUCAAGUACUCAAGACACAAAUGCCCAAGAGAUUCUCUGCCCCUAAUCUUCCUGAACUAAAUCAUUCUCAAGUGUAUGCUGUCAAAUCAGUCCUUCAGAAGCCCUUGAGUCUCAUUCAAGGUCCUCCUGGUACGGGUAAGACAGUCACUUCAGCUUCGAUUGUGUAUCAUUUAGCCAAAAUGAAUCCUGGUCAAGUCUUGGUCUCUGCUCCCUCGAAUGUAGCUGUGGAUCAACUGGCUGAAAAGAUCCAUCAGACUGGUCUCAAGGUCGUGCGUAUCACUGCCAAGUCAAGAGAAGAACUUGACUCCCCUGUUUCGUUCUUGACACUUCAUGAACAAGUUCAGAACAACGAUACGAAUGUCGAACUACAGAAAUUGAUCCAUUUAAAGCGCGAUCAAGGCGAAUUGAGUGCUUCUGAUGAAAAGAAAUACAAGUCAUUGAAGCGUGCUUGUGAAAGAGAAAUCCUGCAAAAUGCUGAUGUGAUCUGUUGCACCAGUGUCGGUGCAGGUGAUCCCCGUGUAGCCAAGUUAAGAUUCCGCACGGUCUUGAUUGAUGAAGCCACACAAGCGUCUGAACCCGAAUGUAUGAUUCCUCUUGUGCUGGGCUGUAAGCAAGCUGUGCUUGUGGGUGAUCAUCAACAAUUAGGUCCUGUUAUCAUGAACAAAAAGGCUGCUCGGGCUGGUCUUUGUCAAUCUCUGUUUGAGAGAUUGGUCAGUCUUGGUAUUCGUCCUAUUCGUCUUCAAGUACAGUACCGUAUGCACCCUUGUCUUUCCGAAUUCCCCAGUAAUAUGUUCUAUGAAGGUACACUUCAAAAUGGUAUUACGACACAAGAACGCAUCAGAAAAAACGUUGAUUUCCCUUGGCCUGUGCCUGAAACACCUAUGAUGUUCUAUGUGAAUUUGGGCAAUGAAGAAAUCUCUACUUCUGGUACAUCUUAUCUGAACAGAACAGAAGCCUCCAAUUGUGAAAAGAUUGUUACUCGCUUUAUGAAAUCUGGUAUUUUACCCUCUCAAAUUGGUAUUGUGACUCCUUAUGAAGGACAGCGUUCGUAUAUUGUUCAAUACAUGCAAUUCAAUGGCUCUUUGCGUAAAGAUCUCUACAAGGAAAUUGAAGUAGCCAGUGUCGAUGCUUUCCAAGGUCGUGAAAAGGAUUAUAUUAUCCUCAGUUGUGUUCGUUCCAAUGAACACCAAGGCAUUGGUUUCUUGAGUGAUCCUCGACGUCUCAACGUAGCUUUGACCCGUGCCAAGUAUGGUGUUGUUCUACUCGGUAAUCCCAAGAUUUUGAGUCGACAUCCCUUAUGGCAUCAUUUAUUGGUUCAUUACAAGGAAAAGGGUUGUCUUGUGGACGGUGCAUUAAACAAUCUUCGUGUCUCUAUGAUCCAAUUUAACCGACCUAGAAAGACUUAUCGUAAAGACGACAAGUUCCGACAAGGCCUUGCACAUCAAAUUGAUGCAAGGGAAGCCUUUGCUAAACCACCUUCCGCCACAGACAACCGUCGCAGUGGCAAGGGCUAUGGCCAAGAAUUCAUGCAGACACAUGAUCCUGUAGGCUACAUUCCUUCUGAAGUAGGGUCUUUGCCUAGUUCAGAAUUCAGCAUUCCUUUUAUUCCUUCUGCUAGUGGACCCUUUACACAAGAUUUAUCUCAAUCCAGUGUGUUCAAUCGAAAGAACAUGAGACAAGCAGGUGAAGAAGAUCAUUCCCAACAACGGUACGUGCCUGGAUCUUCUACUUUUGCCAACCAUGCCAUGGGUUGGCAACAAAUGGGCUCUCAAAACUUAUACAGUAGUCAAACAUCCAUUGGUUUAGCAUUAUCACAAAGUGAUCGUUUGCGUAUGAUGAGCGAAAUGGCCAGCCAAAAUCCUAGUAUGAGCCAAGAUAGUAUACAAUAUCCUUAUGAAGAUUACAAGAGCCAAGACGUAUCUUCCAUGAUGAGUCAAGACUUUGAUAUUCGUAGUCAAGCAAGUCAAUCAUUCACGCAAUUUUAGAUUGCUUAAAGACGCACUGUUUCUUUUAUACUCUUUCUAUAUUAUAUAUAUAUAUAUAUUCUAAUUAUGACAAUCCAAAGACGAGUUCUUCUUAAGGCUCGUUCGUACAAGCAAAGAAAAAAAAAAGAGAUAGGAGUGUCUUUUUUUUUUUCGACAUGAUAUCAUGUCUAGAAACUAAAAAAAAA